GCGUCUUGAAUUGAUUGAAGUGUUCGCUGUAAGUAAAUUCUAUUCUAAAUAUUGUGGUGAUUGAGUGUUUUGUUUCUCAAAUAAAACAAUACUAUUGGCUGAGCAGAUUAGCCUAAGGACUCUGUUAAAUCAAUUCUAAAAAAUUUUAUGAUUAAGUAGCAGUUACUGUAACUGUAUCUUGCAAAAAGAUCUAAAUUGUAUUUUCUCAAUUUUUCAGUUUUAUCCGCCGUUCACACAUAAAAUCGUUUAAGAAUUGAUUUUCAAAUCUACACAUUCGCACAGUAUGAUUUGGCUUGCAAUACUAUUAAUUUAUCCAUCAAUUUCAUUGGCUUUCAACAUCCCCAUCGAUUCCGAUGACAAAACAAAUUUAUAUGGUGAUAGUCGCGAUCAGAGUGAUUUAAAUGAUCGUGGGGUGCCCACAACUGAAAUACCUGACAUUGAUGACGGUGAUGAUAGGUGUGUUGGGCGUAUCGAGAUGAUACGGUUUAGUACAGGGCCACAGGUAGGAACAGUACACCAUGAUAUAUCAAUAAUACAACUGAAUUCGUUUACCCAACCACAUCGGACGGAAGAAUCACUUCUCCGAAUGCCCCUUUACAAAGCAUACAAACAGCAAUCAACAAUCCGAAUUGAUAGUCCAACUUGUAAUCAAACCGAUAUUGAAUUCAAAGGCUUCUCAAUAAUUGCAAAAGGAAAUAAGCCUAAACCAUUCAACGGAAGAGCCUCAAUGCAACGACAGUUCAAUUCAAACGACCGUCAUAAUGAGAAACUCAGCUUAUACGCAUCGAAUGGGACAACAUAUGAAAAUUGUUAUGGAUUUAUUCAAUAUUUGAGAAUACUUCAAACGGAUGGACAAGAGCCAGAUGCUGUAACAGUUGUAAAACUCCAUAACGAGGAGCUUACACACUACACAUUGAUUCCACACCAUCGCGAAUUAAUAAUGGAUGCAUAUUUCUAUGGCUACGAAGUACAACUCUUAACCAACUCUUGUACAGAUAGCGAUGAUCGUGGCUUCGCUUCAUUUCGAAUUAUCCGACAGGAUGUACCGUAGUGCUGGAAGUAAAUCAAAGAAAGAAAACGAGAAUUCUAUCUACUGAAAUUCAGCUGAAAUAUUUCAUAAUAAACAGACUAAAUUGAAUCAAAAACUAAAUGAAUAAACAUACCUACAU
Messenger RNA from Sitodiplosis mosellana (orange wheat blossom midge), 1169 nucleotides. RefSeq lists its product as uncharacterized. The coding region runs from base 284 to 1051 and encodes 255 amino acids. The transcript is spliced from 4 exons. The record is from RefSeq and is a predicted model, not a curated record. Lineage: Eukaryota; Metazoa; Arthropoda; Insecta; Diptera; Cecidomyiidae.